Molecule: messenger RNA, 2356 nt
Organism: Ruditapes philippinarum (Manila clam)
Lineage: Eukaryota; Metazoa; Mollusca; Bivalvia; Venerida; Veneridae
Product: ecdysteroid-phosphate phosphatase-like
Exons: 11
Coding region: 71-1921 (616 amino acids)
Molecular function (GO): protein binding
Source: RefSeq, a predicted model, not a curated record
AGAAAUACUCUUCAAUUAAGAGAAUUACUGGACACUGACAAAAUCGUGACUUCCUUGUUUGUAUGAAAUCAUGGAUAAGCCACCACCGCCCCGUCGUAGACAUUCAAGCACUAUCAGAAGAGAUGACGCAAAAUCAAAUGUUGAUAUUCUACAGCUGAUGGGGUUUCCAAAACAUAGAGCAGAGAAAGCUAUUGCUGCAACCGGAGACAAAGGAGUAAAUCUGGCAUCAGAUUGGUUGUUGUCGCAUGUAAAUGACCCGGAUAUUGAUUCUCUGACCCCGCGGCAGUAUGUACUCUACCUGUGCCCAGUGGGCCCGCUGCAGGAACAAAUGAUGAAGUUUUACAAUGACUCUUUGAAAACAUGCGGCUGGAACGGAUCGCACUCUUACUUCCCCCAUAUUACACUAUGUCCAUUCUUUAAUGUUGAAAACAGCAAGACCCAUGUUGUGAAGGAAGCCAUGAAAAACAUAGAGCACUAUUUGUUGAAUACACCAGGCCCGUUAAAACUGGACUUCUUUAGUCAGACAAAUUUUAUUGGACUUUUUGUACAGGAUGACUAUUACAGAUAUCUGUCAGAGCUAGUCAAAAUCUUUGCUAAAGAUUGCAAGGCAUAUGGUAUAGAUGUAGAACCACCAAAGAAGCAGCUACAUGUAACAUUGGCAUACCAGUAUUCCGGGGAGCAGCAUGAUAAAUUAACUAGUUUAGCUAAACAGAUUGAUCUCAGGGCAGAAUGUGUGUGGGAACUCAGGGCAUACUCUAGGGAUCCAAGAAUUGGGAAAAGUGAGGUAAGGAAAGUGAAGCAGGCUUACAAAGGUUCUCUUGAGGAUGAGUUAGACUUGAUAAUGGGAGACUACGUGUUCAUGGAUAUGAAUGAGAGCACUAGAAGUACAGAUAAAUGGUAUAACGGAACAUCCUGGCUUACUGGACAACAAGGAAUGUUCCCUGGACCAUUCACAGAGAGGACGGCUGAAACUUGGACAUGGGCACUACAUGAAUCACAUUUAAUGGGAACAAAUGAAGAGGAAGGAGCGGCAGCAGCCCCACUGACUAACGGGGUACGGCCACCACCAUGUACAGGUGGUCAGGAGGAAUAUGAGGCCCUCUGGAAAAAUCCCGAUGACCUCUAUGCAAAGGUGAACAAGCCACACAAAGAAAAAAGAGGGCUAUUAAUAGAUCACCCAAUCCCAGAGAAAAGAGAACCUGUGGUAGAGAAGAAACCACCUGUAGUAGAGAAGAAAGAACUAGGUCCACGUCAGUUAUAUGUGAUACGUCAUGCAGAGAGAAUGGACUUCCUGUUUGGGAGAAGUUAUUGUGACACAAUAUUCGAUGAUGCAGGUGAAGCUUUAAAGACAAAGGGUGUAGUAUUUCAUCAUGUCUAUGCCUCCCCAUCAUUUAGAUGUGUACAAACAGUCACUGAGAUUCUAAGAAGUAUGGGACAACAAAAUAUUCCUAUAAGAGUGGAACCAGGCAUAUUUGAAUGGCUGGGCUGGUACCAGUUAGGAUUACCUAGGUUUUUCACACCAACAGAAUUGAAAGGACAUGGGUAUAACGUGGACGUUAACUAUCAACCUGUUAUCACAACAGCCAAGUUUGACAUGGAGGAGGAUAUUCAAGAUUAUUAUAAACGAUCGGGAGAAACUUCGAAAAGAAUACUCGCCAAACAUCAACAUGAAGGUGGAAAUGUAUUAAUGUUGGGACAUGCAGGCUCAGUGGAGGUCUGUGUUAGACAACUUGUUGGCAAGAGUCCAAGAAGUACGCAAGAUUUUCGCGAAAUUUGCCCAAAAGUUCCGUACUGUGGACUUAUAGUUUGUCAGGAAGACCCACAAACGAGAAAAUGGUCGGUGAUAGACACUCCUAUAUUACCGUUUACGCAUGGACAGAAUAAAAAAGUCGUAGUGAAAGAACUUCUCUAUCCUUCCUAGUUAUAACUACAGUGCUUUCAUUGUUGUUACCGAAAACCUUUUUUAGCUGUUACAAAGAAAAACUUUGAUCUAUUAUGAUCGCUAUGUCGUCGCUGUUGAUAUCAUGAAAAGCUGUAAUGUUGCCUAUUAUUCAAAUAUUUUAAAUGGUAUCAACAGGAUUAGCCUGUCUCUUUUAAGAAAAAAGGCAAGCAAAUAUAGUCCAUGUGUCGCCCUUUUCGUCCUGCAAAAACUUUGUUGUAGCCCAUUUCUUACACAAUUUUAAAGGUAUCAACAUGAAACUGAAUAUUUAAUAAUCAUGAUAUCUAGAAGUAGUUGUUAUGACCUAGAAUAUUUAUGAAAAUUUGUUAUUACGGUAACUGACAAGACUUAACACUGCUUGCAGUGCACUUGUUAAAGGAUUUUAGCUGAAGUUUGAUUUCAUAUGCAAUUUUUCAC